Messenger RNA from Capra hircus (goat), 2218 nucleotides. It is a transcript of the gene ZNF75D, whose product is annotated as zinc finger protein 75D. Gene Ontology annotation, biological process: regulation of DNA-templated transcription. The coding region runs from base 376 to 1239 and encodes 287 amino acids. The transcript has 7 exons. The record is from RefSeq and is a predicted model, not a curated record. Lineage: Eukaryota; Metazoa; Chordata; Mammalia; Artiodactyla; Bovidae.
UGGCUAUCACGCAGCCACCGGAAGCCACUCUCUCUCUUCCGGUCGGCGCCCGGCCCGCAGCACGAGACCCCAAAAUGGCGUGGCGGGGUACGGUCUCGAAGCGCUAGAGGGGUCGCGCCGGGGACUGAACUUCCAAGGUCCGUGCGCUCCCGGGGCCUCGCGCCUUCCCGGCACAGCCCCCGGGGGCGCGGGAACCCGGACCUGCCUUCCUCCCCGCGACGGCGUGAGGUGUGGUGACUCCAUAGCCGAGCCCAGAGAGAGGGGAAGUGGCGUCCACGGAAGCCAGAGCUGGGUGGAGUUCCCUUGGGGAGAAGAUCCACUCAUUGGUUUUGUACCAAACCUGACAAGGCCUCAGUUAUCAGGUGGCCCAGGAGGAUGUCACAAGUAGGAGAAAAAGUGUUCCCAGAGCAAAUAAUGAUGAGCCAUGUGGAGGCGAAUGCAUGCUUGUACCCACAUGUGGAGGUUUUGCAGGGUACUAAGAGGUCUGUGAAAGAGAGUUCCGAUAAGAGUAAGAAAUCCAGCCCACAGAUGGGCGGUCUUAGUCCUGAGAGUGCUCGCCAGCGCUUCCGGAGCUUCUGUUAUCAUGACGCACCUGGACCGUAUGAGGUUAUCAGCCAACUGCAGGAAUUAUGCUAUCAGUGGCUGAGGCCACAGAUCCACUCAAAAGAGCAAAUCUUGGAAUUGCUGGUGCUGGAGCAGUUCCUGGAUGUUCUGCCCAGUCAUAUCCAGAACUGGGUGCAGAAGUAUCAUCCACAGAACAUCAAAGAGGCUGUUGCCCUGGUAGACCGCUUUAAGAGAGAAUCUGGUGGAAUAAGCAAUGAGGUCACAGCCCAUGAACUGGGAAAGGACACAGUGCUCUUGGGAGGAACAGCAGUGGCCCCAGGCUUUAAGUGGAAGCCAGCAGAGCCCCAACCAAUGGGUGUGUUCCAGGAAGAAUGUUCGAUACUGCAAGAGCCGGGCUGGAAUACUCACAAAGAAACCCAGCCUGUGUAUGAAGGAGCUGUGCCUGAUGAAGACAAUCUAACCUUUUGUGAGCAGAAAAGCACCCUAAGCUGGAAGAUGGCGUCUGAGCUCACCUUGCCGAAGUCCCAGAGGCCGUUGACAUUUGAAGAUGUGGCCUUGUAUUUUUCCGAGGAAGAAUGGCUAAUAAUGGACCCUAAUCAGAGGACCCUCUACCUUGAUGUAAUGCAGGAACUCUAUGAGAAUGUCACCUCUCUAGUCUUGGGCUAUUGCGAAUAAAGCUGCCAUGAACAUUCCUGUACAGAAUUUUGUGUAGAGACGAGUGGCUGCAUCAUUUUACCUUCCUAGCCAGCAAUGGAUGUGAUCCAGUUUCUCCACAUUCUUGCCAUUGUUUAAUAGUAUUACCAUUAAAAAAUUUUUUUUGGCAUUCUGUUAAGUAUGUAAUGUUAUCUCAUUGUGGCUUGGACUUGCAUUUCGCUAAUAGCUAAUGAUGAUGUAGUUUUUCAUGUGCUUAAUUGCCAUCUUUAUAUUAUCUUCAGUGAAACGGCCUUUGCCAUGGUUUUCAUUAGGUUGUUUUUUAACUGUUGAAUUUUGAGAGUUCUCUUAUAGAUUGUAGUGCUUUCUUGGGUAUAUGGUUUGCAAGUAGUUUCCCCAAAUCUGUAUAUUUUUCUUUUUAUCCUCUUCCCAUGGGUUUCCACAGAGUAAGUUUUUUAUUUUGAUGCCCAAUUUUUCACUUUUCCUUUUACUGAUUGUAUUUUUGCUAUCAGGGCUAGCCAUAGAUCCCUAAAAUUUUCUGUGUUUUUCCUAAAAGUUUUUUAAGUUUGCAUUUUAGUCUGUGAUUCAUAUUGAGUAAAUUCUAUAUAAGAUACGAAAUUUAGAUUGAAGCUCAUUUGUUUUUUUGCCUAUGUAGGUCCAGUUGCUUCAGCUUUGUUUAUUGCAAAGGCUGCCCUUCCUCCCUUGAAUUGUUUUUGCACUUUUGUCAAAAUCAGUUGGGCAUACUUGUGUAUCUGCUUUGUUCCAUCAAGUUAUGUGUCUAUCCCUCUGCCAAUAUUGCACUGUCUUGAUUACUGUAGCUGUACAAUAUAGAAAGCCUGAAUCAGAUAGAGUCUCUCUUGCCACUUUAUUCUUUUGUCAAGAUAAAUUUUAAGCUAUGCUAGGGCCUGUCCCUUUCCGUGUAAAUUUUAGAAUAAGCUUAUCUAGAAGAAACUUUUUUGGAAUUUUGCUAGAAAUUACAUUAAACCAUAUGUUAAUUUGAGGA